This is a messenger RNA of Seriola aureovittata, 3113 nucleotides long. RefSeq names its product histone H3.v1. Bases 443 to 1927 code for a protein of 494 amino acids. The transcript is spliced from 10 exons. The record is from RefSeq and is a predicted model, not a curated record. NCBI's taxonomy places the organism in Eukaryota, Metazoa, Chordata, Actinopteri, Carangiformes, Carangidae.
CCCGGAAACACUUCACCAAAUUGUUGCGAUGGCAGAAAAUAUGCUACUGUUGACAGGUGAUUUACUCCCAAAUUCAUGUGAAAAGAAACAUAUUUAACCAACACUUUUUUCAGUUAUACUAUGCGCUUAAUAAUGGGAGUUUUAGUAAUGGAAAAAUAACCUUCAACAGUCUUUAAAGUAUAAGUUAGCGCUACCUAGCUAACCACAGUUUUGAUCCUGUGUUAGCUAAGAAGCCAGCAGCAAACCAGUUGUUAAUCGCAAACUAUCAUAAGCGGACAGGACCUGAACCGUGCACGGGGGAGUCUGGGACUCCUGAACUAAAGCCCUCCAGCAUCCAGGAUCUACUAGACUGUGGGAAGGUGACGAGAUCCACGAACAGAGAGAAACCAGGACGUCUGAAUUAUAAGGUACUUGCUGUCUUGGGGUCACAGGUCUUUUCAAAAUGGAUGUAAGCAUUGCUGUAUCGCUGAUUCGAGGUCAGAUGGGCACCGUGGUCGAGCGGGCCGUGAAUGGAGCGGUGGAGACGGUGCUGGCUGAGAUGCUCAAAGUGGUUGGAGUCAAAUUUGAGGAGCUGAAAGCCCAGGUGGCGCUAAUGAAGAGGGACAUCACGGCACUGCAGAGGGAGAAAGCCCUGAAAGAGAAAGAGAACGACAAUAUUCGAGCCAAGCUGCGCUACACCGAGCUGAAGCUGAAGUACUACAGGCAGGGGGUGGAGGAGGAGCUGCAGCAGAGAGCCUCCACUUCCACUCUGGUCCGCAUCCACCCGUCCUCCUUCCCCCAAACACAGAGAGGGGGUUCAGGCCAUACCUCCACCGAGACCUCGCCAUCCUGCUCGGCUCAGACCAGGACCACUGAGGCAGCGCUGACGAGAAGCAGUCAAGUUUUGUUCAAUCCCAAAGAGCGAGACACAGCUGAGAGCGUGGACGCUGCUGUGGCCCCUCCUCCGGUUCUCGCCCUGACUCUGGAUCUGGAGAAGCAGACAGCGACUGGCCCGAUGUCCCCAGAUGGUUCCACACAGGCUGACAGCUCCACGCUGCCCUCUUCUGCUCUACAGGUGAAGCAGGAGGCCCAGCAGCUGCAGCAGGAGGAGGAGGAGGACGAGGAGGAUGAGGAGGAGGAGGAGGAGGAGGUGAUCUGUAUCAAGGGGGAGCCAGAGGAAGAGCAGGAGGUGAUGGCCACCUUACUGUUGGACUGCCAGGUGCAGCAGGGUCAUCUUUCAGAGUCAGAGGCUCAGAGUUCAGUGACAGAGUGGUCAGGACUUCCAGCAGGUCAGAGAAGUCACAGUACAACCUUCAGUUCAGCUGGACCAAGCACCUAUUUGAUGCUCCAGCCGACAGCCUCCCUGCCGUCGAUGGUGGCCUUGCCCUCUGGUAUCCCACCACAUCAGGGAGUGCGGCCCUGGACUAAAGACCUCUAUGAAGAAUACAAACUGCGCAGGAACGAGCUCCGCCGGCGGAGUCUCAACAGACGCAGAGAGCUGGAGAAAUCGCUGCCUCAGCCGCUGCUGGCCGAUAUGGUACGAGAGCGUCGAGAGAAGACCAGACUGAGGGUGGCCAGAUGGAGGGCAAAGAGGAAACUGCAGGCGCGUCUGAACCAGGCUCAGGCUGAAAGUGGCGCUGCAGGUCUUUGUCAGACUGGGUUUCCCAUCAGCAGCCAACACCAGGAUCAGCUCCGAGCAGCUGGAGCCUCCACCUCCAGUAGUCACCAGAGACAGCACUCCAGCAGCUUCCUCAACAAUAACAGCAUCUCUGCCACUGUCCCCUUCAUAACCUCCUCCUCCUCCACCUCUUCUGUGCUCCUCAGAGGCCCCAGCAUGGCCACACAUCAGCACGCUGUGACGUCAACAUCAUCGUCCUCCUCCUCCUACCCCCAGGUCAGCCUAUCACAGCAGAGCAUUUGUCUGACAGACACAGAUAUCUUACAGUGACAUGCAGAAUUGUGACCAUGCACUGAGAUUAAGAGAAUGUAUUAGAAAUAUGUCAUGAGACAGUUGUGUUCAUUUUGUCACUGAAAAGUGUGAUGGAAAAGAUUUUUUUAUGAUAAAACAAGUUUAAAACUAAAUGAAAACAAUAACUACAAUAAAAACAAAAUGAUAGUGUGAAAGAAUAAUUAGUCUUUUAAUGCAAGGUGUUAUGCAGAAUCUGUAGCCUAAAUCCUGAUUAGUGAGUGAGUGAGUGAGUGAGUGAGUGAGUGAGUGAGUGAGUGAGUGAGUGAGUGAGUGUGAAAAAGUAAACAGUGCCUUUUUUCACUUAACCCCUUGAUUGAUGUGAAAUCUGUAACCAUGGUAACAGCUGUAGCCUCAAAAUACCACUGAUUUAAAAAUAGACUAAAAUGAAAUCAGGUGGCAAAAUGAACACUGUCAGCUGAUGGAGCUUAGUUACUUUAAUAUAUGUACAGAGCAAAAAAAGUCAGAGCACCUUGUUUUUGCUGUUAUAUAGUAAAUGUUUUACAUAUAAAUUCCAGUAUCAGUAGAACAAAACAGUCACUGUAAACAUAAUGCAUUCCAAUAACAUUCAGUCUUAUAUAAAGUAACAGUCCUACAUGCAGGAGGCAUAAAUUAUUGAGAUGCAUGUGAGUGUAUUUGUUUUAUGUAAAUACAUAUGUACAUACCUUCCAAAGUAAGUUUGAUGUGUCUGUCUUGUAGAUGUUCAAGUGUGAUGAGAAUGUGGUGUGACAGGGACUUUUUAAAAUAUGGGAAAGAUUAUUAAUAGUGAUUGGUGCACUUUAUUGUUUAGAAACAUGUGAAGGCUGCUAAGAACAAAAAAAAGACGAGAUUGUCCUUUGCAGUUUUGCCAUUUCAGAGGACUGAUGUUCAGUUGUAAUAAAUGCAGCUGGACAUGAGCAGUGUUGAACUCUUCCUUAACAGAUAAUAUGUAUAACUAGAAAAUUCCAGGGAAAUUUUGAGUGCCACGGGGGCUACUGCUGGGAUGAGUACAUGAUUUAUUUCCAGUGUUCAAAAGUCACCCUGAUCAUAUUCUGGUUUUGAGAAAUGUCUUGAUAUAAAAGACUCUGAUAUAAAACAAUGUCACAUCCCUCCAUCAUGUAUUAUGUGGGAAAUAUCUCAUAUUCUGUCUUGUUUUUUUUAAUAAAGGCAACAUGUCUUCAAACUGGCA